Diospyros lotus (date-plum) is the source of this 1430-nucleotide messenger RNA. RefSeq names its product branched-chain-amino-acid aminotransferase-like protein 2. The record is from RefSeq and is a predicted model, not a curated record. The coding region runs from base 74 to 1105 and encodes 343 amino acids. Gene Ontology annotation, molecular function: catalytic activity. Gene Ontology annotation, biological process: carboxylic acid metabolic process. NCBI's taxonomy places the organism in Eukaryota, Viridiplantae, Streptophyta, Magnoliopsida, Ericales, Ebenaceae. The transcript has 15 exons.
UUCAAGCUGCAAUGCUGAACCAUUCCCAUUUUCCUUGUAUGAUUUGCUGGAACAAAGUUUGCCUUUCUACAACAUGCUUAAGUGCCACGCAAGAGGCUCAUCUUUAUUGAAACCCCAUCUGCCUCUGCCCAGUCUUCCAGUUCCUGCCAAUGAGAAGCUGCUUGUUUGGGUUGGUGAUGAGAUCAUACCCCGUGACAGUGCAAAGGUUUCAGUAUUUGAUUCAGUUGUCCAAGGUGGUGAUUCGGUAUGGGAGGGACUUCGUAUUUACAAUGGGAAGAUAUUUAAGCUUGAGGAGCAUCUAGAUAGAUUGUUUGAUUCAGCAAAAGCUCUGGCCUUCAAUAAUGUGCCGACUCGUGAAGAGGUUAAGGAAGCAAUAUUUAACACUCUUAUUAGGAAUGGAAUGUUUGAUAAUGCACACAUCCGUCUAAGCUUGACACGUGGCAAGAAGGUUACUUCAGGAAUGAGUCCAGCUUUUAAUCUCUAUGGAUGCACAUUAAUCGUUCUUGCUGAAUGGAAGCCACCUGUCUAUGAUAAUGCAAAGGGUAUAACUCUUGUAACUGCUACUACACGGCGUAAUUCACCCAAUAUGGAGGGUUCUUCCUUGGUUCCUGUAUAUUCUUGGAAAUAUGCUGGUAGCUUUUGGUACCAGAAUUUGGAUUCAAAGAUUCACCAUAACAACCUUUUGAACAACAUACUUGCAAAGAUAGAAGGGAAUAAUGCAAAUGCUGAUGAUGCCAUAAUGCUUGAUAAGGAUGGUUAUGUGUCUGAAACGAAUGCUACAAACAUUUUCUUAGUGAAGAAAGGCCGUGUCCUAACACCUCACGCUGAUUAUUGUCUUCCUGGUGUAACUCGAGCAACUGUCAUGGACCUUGUGGUAAAGGAAAAUAUCAUUUUAGAGGAGCGACGUAUCAGUCUAUCAGAGUUCCAUACUGCGGAUGAGGUGUGGACAACAGGAACAAUGGGAGAACUCAGCCCAGUUUUGAAGAUUGAUGGGCGUGAAAUUGGGGAUGGACAAGUGGGACCAGUAACUCGAAGGUUGCAGAUUGCUUACAAAAAUCUGACAGAAGGAUCAGGAGUGCCCAUACCCACCUAUCAGGAGGCUUGAAAACUGCAUUUCCUCAAGGCGCACAAAUGGCGGAAUGGAGGCAAGGGUUGAAGAUGAAAUAGGAUGACGACCGAAUUUCGAAAACUUCGGAGUAAAUGUCGGUAGUCGGGCGACUACAAGGGGUUAUAUAGUGAGGUUAACUUAUUAAUGCUUGAUAUGUAAUUGUCAUUUGUAAUAAAAAAAAAAAAAAAUCUAUGAUGUUUGUUAAUUAUUCAGCCUGAGGCCGUUGUGAAAAAUGGUGAUGUUAUAAUCCAACAAUUAUACGAGGCAUUAUUUGUAUGGAAUUUUAGAUAAAUUUUAUCCAAAUUCUGUCUAAUUUGAAUUA